Molecule: messenger RNA, 1074 nt
Organism: Symbiodinium necroappetens
Lineage: Eukaryota; Dinophyceae; Suessiales; Symbiodiniaceae
Source: the annotation of a GenBank genome assembly
AUGAAAGACACUGAGAUUUUGUGGAAACGGGCCAAUGGCCAGUUCACGGAGCUCAUGACUCGCGUGGAUCAAUUGGAAGCUGGUCAUGUAAUUCUCACGACGGAGCUAAGGGAGCGCCUCGAUGCUUUACGCGAGAUUACCACCGAACUUCGAAGGGGCUGUGGAGAGCUGGAGACGAACACGGCCGUACUGAUGAAGCAUAUUGGCGAUGACAAGGCUGCUCAACAGCUUGCGGCAUCCCGAAAGACCGUGCAGGCUCAAAGUCCUCUGGUUGAGCAUGCAGAACCUGCUCAUCACGUCUAUGGCACUCCAGGUGUCCAGCACGAAACUGACGCAGCAGACGCUGCAGACGAGUGGUGGGAUGCUCAUGACGAUAGGUUACGUUAUGCUAUAGGAGCCGCCGGAGACUUGGACGUGGGCUCAUCGCAAGAGAUCGGGCAUGCACUCGAAGGGGAGCAGGAUGCUGAGCCUUUCGGGGUACAGUAUGGUAUGGCAGAGCAGAGGCGUACGGAGGAUGAAGCCAUCUUCCUAGCGAAUGACGAGGAGGCUGCAGUGGACUUCAUCAAGCCUGAGGCCGACGAUGUCGCUGCCACGAUGAAGUACAAGCUUGCUAGCGUGGGCACAAAGCUUGAGAAUCUUGCCAGCAAAGAUGUCUACGACGAGGCAAAGCGAACCAAAGUCCCCGCAGGCCAAGGUGGCAUUGGUGGUGUGUGGGAAGUGGGAAAAGGGUACCAUACCGCAUGCGCCAGAAAACCAAUCUUUGAACCCUGGGGCAAAAGCGAUACGGAUCGCAGCGAGUUUGAUGGCACGACACCACAAUUGGAGAGGCCUCGCGCUGGACAUCAGCGCGGCUUCUUAAACGCAAAGAUCCAAGGCGAGAAUGUGUACGUGUCCCCACCGCCAGCGCUUGUGAAGCGCAACAUCGUGAGCGGAUCAGUGCUUUGGAAGCUCAAGCGAGCUCCUUACGGGCUGCAUCGUAAUCCGAAAUUCUGGGAACACGACAAAUAUGCAGAGCUUGAGGUGAAAAGGGCAGUUAAUCCCGAUGGUCAGCGAUUGAAGUUGGUCAGCGACUGA